AUGUCAGUCAUCGUUUAUGGAGGAAAAGGAGCCCUCGGUUCGGCUGUUUUGGAGCAUUUCAAAGGAAAGGGAUUCUCAGUUUUGAACAUUGACCUUUCUGCCAACGAGCAAGCGGAUUCGAACAUUGUUGUAAACCCGGCAUCUUCAUGGACUGAGCAAGAAGAAUUCAUCCUUAAAGAAGCUUCUAACGCUUUGAAAGAAAAGAAAGUCGAUGGAAUCUUUUGCGUUGCUGGAGGAUGGGCUGGAGGGUCAGCUUCUUCCAAGGAUUUCAUUAAAAAUUGCGAUUUGAUGUGGAAACAAUCGGUUUGGAGCAGCACAAUUGCUGCUCGUUUGGCUUCUGUCCAUCUCAAGGCCGGAGGAGUUCUCCAGCUCACUGGAGCAGCUGCCGCUACCGGAGCCACCCCUGGCAUGAUUGGAUACGGAAUUGCCAAAGCUGCCGUUCAUCAACUUACCCAAACUCUCGCCGCGAAAGACAGUGGCCUUCCCGACGAUUCUACGGUUGUUGCUAUUUUGCCAAUCACUCUUGAUACGCCAAUGAACAGGAAAUGGAUGCCAAAAGCGGACCAUUCAAGUUGGACCCCGUUGACAUAUAUUGCGGAAAACUUCCACAAAUGGACAACUGAUACAUCAAGCCGUCCCAAAUCUGGAAGUCUUCUUAAAAUCACAACAACCGGUGGCGAGUCGAAGAUCGAAGCACAAUAA
Messenger RNA from Caenorhabditis bovis, 702 nucleotides. The record is from the annotation of a GenBank genome assembly. NCBI's taxonomy places the organism in Eukaryota, Metazoa, Nematoda, Chromadorea, Rhabditida, Rhabditidae.